CCCGCACCUCCUCCUGGCAGCGGCGGACGCUCCGCCGCGAUGUGUCGCUCGCGCGGCCGUCAGCGACGAGUUGUAGCCGGCGGUCCUUCUCCGCGGCCCCCUUCGCGCCGCCGUCGCGUUCUCCUCCGCGCAGGCGUCGACAUGUCGUCCUCGUCGUCGUCGAGCUUGCUUGCAACAUGGCGCGCCCAUGGUGCUCGCCCAUUUGCUCGCAAGAGUUCCUCAUAUGAUUCAUCGGAUGACGAGUUCGACCAAGAAGAAGAGGAGAACAUAUCGAUACUAUUAGCAUACCGCGCCGUUAAGAGGCCAAAAUUUGGUGGAUCGGUGUUCGGUAGACAGAAGUUGUGGAGAGAAAGGAUUGAAGGGCAUGAGAAGUUGUGGAGGAAUGCCGCCGGAGAACUUGGCCAUAGCACAUAUCAAAAGGUGACCGCCGCCUUGCGUAUGUUGGCAUAUGGUAUACCGGCGGAUCUUAUUGAUGAUCAUUUGGCCAUGGGAGAGAGCACUUCUAUCUUGUGUGUGAAGCGCUUUGUCGUUGCAAUUGUCAAUGUCUUUGGCUCCACAUACUUGAGAGCCCCCAAUGCUCAAGACACGGCAAGGCUUUUGGAGAUCAACGCCAACCGGGGAUUUCCCGGUAUGCUUGGUUCCAUUGAUUGUAUGCAUUGGAGUUGGAAGAAUUGUCCAGCGGCAUGGCAUGGACAAUUCAAAGGCUACAAGAAGGAUGCCACCAUAGUACUUGAAGCGGUGGCCGACCAAGAGACUUGGAUAUGGCAUGCUUUCUUUGGAAUGCCCGGAUCUUGCAAUGACAUCAAUGUUCUUCAACGGUCACCACUAAUGACAAGACUUGCAAUGCGGGAAGGUCCAUUGGUGGAGUUUGAAGCAAAUGGCCACAAGUACAACUAUGGCUACUUCCUCGCCGACGGCAUAUAUCCAAGGUGGCAAACAUUUGUGAAGCCAAUUAUUCAACCAAGAGCCGUCUCCGUCUCGCCACGCCACCGUGUGAGCCUCGGCGAUGCUGACGAUUGGGCGUCGCACGGCAAACGUCUCCAACGCAGAGCUCAAUCUCUAGGCGUGUCCGUUGGGAAGGUGCGAGCUGUGCUCGUGCUCACCGCUCACGUGGAGUGGUCGCGUCUGCAGCUUAUCUUACUCAUCGUUUCGUUGCACGCGACGAUACACGCGAAAUCAUUGUGUGCGUGA
Lolium perenne is the source of this 1191-nucleotide messenger RNA. Lineage: Eukaryota; Viridiplantae; Streptophyta; Magnoliopsida; Poales; Poaceae. The record is from RefSeq and is a predicted model, not a curated record.